AUGGUGUUGGUGAUGGGGAGGAAAGGGGGUGUACCUACAAGGCACUCUGACGAGCAAAUUUCUGCCCGUAGCUUACUGACGCGAUCUCCGUCGUAUACCACCUGUGAGAAUUUCGACCACCACCAGUUUCCUUCCGACCACAAGAUGGCUGGAAGAAUUAAUGUUGCUAUUGUUACUCCCUUGGAAGUGAUGGCUCAUGCUAUGCAGAAUCAGCAUAAUGCUGGUGCAAUCGACGAUUUACGCAGCUUAACAACUUUCCAAAGGGAGAAACCACCUACUUUCAAAGCGCAGAAGGUGCGGUAUGGUACACAUGUGCUGGCUAGUGAGGCUGAUGACUUGUGGCUUGAGACUCAUUAUAGAUUGGAAGCUACAACGUAUGCUGCUAGAUUUGUGGAGUUGGCGAAGUUCUAUCCUCAUUACAAUGAGGCAACAGCUGCAUUUUCCAAAUGUAUCAAGUUUGAGAACGGGCUGCGUCCCGAAAUCAAGCGAGCGAUUGGAUAUCAUAAGAUCUAUAAGUUUCUGAAAUUGGUGGAUUGCUGCAGGAUAUAUGAGGAGGAUAGUAGGGCUCGCUACAAGAUCAUGAAUGAGAGAAGAGACAAGCAACAUCAUAACCAUGGUAAACCUUACAGUGCUCCAACUGACAAAGGUAAACAGACAGCUGCUGAGGGUAAGAGAACCAGUGGGGGAGAUAUUCCUAAUGGCGUGGUAUGUUUCAAAUGUGGAAGACAUGGUCAAAAAGGUAAUGUUUGCACUAGAGAGGUGAAGAGAUGUUUUCGUUAUGGAAAAUCUGGUCACUUGAUAGCUGAUUCUAAUUAUGUGAAAAGUUUGGGUCUUGUUUUAUCCUCUAUGAAUAGAGAAAUGGUUAUCGAUACUUCAACUAAUGGAAUGGUGACAAAUUCUCUUGCAGUUAAUGAGCUGAUGAAAGAUGAAGUUCAGGUGUUUGCUUUGAUGGCCUCUUUAUCCAUUGAGAAUCAGACUACUACUGAUGAAUUACCAAUAGUGCGAGAAUUUGCCGAAGUUUUUCCAGAUGAUAUUCCAGAUGUACUUUCAGAAAGAGAAGUAGAAUUUACUAUUGAUCUUGUCCCUGGUACUAGACAUGUUUCUAUGGAACCAUACAGGAUGUCGGCAUCUGAAUUUGCAAAGUUUAAGAAGCAACUAGAAAACUACUUGAAAAGAAAUUUGUGA
This is a messenger RNA of Vicia villosa (hairy vetch), 1185 nucleotides long. RefSeq lists its product as uncharacterized. The transcript is spliced from 7 exons. The record is from RefSeq and is a predicted model, not a curated record. The coding region runs from base 1 to 1185 and encodes 394 amino acids. NCBI's taxonomy places the organism in Eukaryota, Viridiplantae, Streptophyta, Magnoliopsida, Fabales, Fabaceae.